Molecule: messenger RNA, 676 nt
Organism: Empidonax traillii (willow flycatcher)
Lineage: Eukaryota; Metazoa; Chordata; Aves; Passeriformes; Tyrannidae
Gene: IL26
Product: interleukin 26
Exons: 4
Coding region: 1-381 (126 amino acids)
Source: RefSeq, a predicted model, not a curated record
AUGAAAAUAUGUUCUAUUUUCAGAUCUGGGCAUUUUUUAUUUCUGCUUUGUCUUUUCACUGUGGAAGGCAAAAAGUCACCUACAGGAGAGCAUCCCUGCCGAAAAGAAUUCCUCUCCCAGGUGACAGAGAACCUGUAUAUCAAGGCAACUAGUUUAAAAUCAUCUGUUCCAAAGGAUCUCAUCAAGACCACAAGAUUGCUUAAAAAGUCUACAAAAAUGCUGUUUAUGCAUCCAUGUGCUCCAUCCACAAGGUUAACUUCUGCAGUCAAAAAAUUAAGGAGAAUGUUUUUUAAGCUUGGAGAGAAGGGAAUCUACAAGGCCAUCCAUGAGCUGGACAUUCUCCUUCCCUGGAUUCAGGCCUACAUACAAACCAUCCUAUGAAGAAUGAGGAGGUGACAGACAACAUGCUGCUGCUGUGCUAAGAACAGAUCCUUACCCAAAAGGCCUGAAAAUGAAUCGAGAGCCAGAUGUGUCUGGCAGCAACUGUCUCCCAUGAAAGGAGAGCCUCUGUAACACGACAGCAUAAAGAGGGAUUUUCAUAAAUUUUCACAGUUAGCCUGGCCUAGCAGCUAUGCUUGAUCUGCCUCUGGAGCAGCUACAGUGUGCUGCUGUCCCUUUCAACCUGCCUGCCUGCCUGCCUGCCAGCUGCCGCACAGGCAGUACCUGAACAUAUCAU